CUCUAUCACCACCGUCCACAUGCUUGAUCAGGCUGGCGCGGCGACAACCUCUGUUCUGUCUGCCUUGUGAAAAUCUUCGAGUCGUUGUACAACCGACUCUGUGGGCCGGGGAUCUUGCACAUCACACAGGAAUGUUCCCACCGUCGGCGCUGGACCCUGGUAGUACGAUUGAUGUGUGUGACCUUCCCCAUGGGGCAUCGUUCUCUGUCAUCAUCCCCGAGCCAUCUAUAAGACGCAUGUCUCCGGGGAUCGUCGGCAGUCUUGCUCGGACACCGACCUCCCUACGAAAUGGCGGCCAAAAUCACUCCAGCGUCCAGGACCGUCCUGGACAUGACUGCUGCGCGGUCGCAGGCUAGCAUCGACGUACCACGAGUACGAAACUAUGUCUACGGCGGGCAGGACAUGUGGGACCGGAACACUAAGUUCGUGAAAGCCAUGGAAAACGAUCCCGUGUUCGACAAGUCCGAGAGAGUGUACAUGUCUCGCACGGAACGCUACAAGCGCGCCAUCAAGCUGACCCACAGGUUCUACGAGUUGCAAGACAUUCACGGAUGGUCGAACGAGGAGGCCGCUCGAGCGUUCGUCCUCAUAGACGAGGACCUGCCCAUGCAUUUGAGCUCUGCCACAUUCGAACCUGUGUUCAUGGACCAGUGCGGUCCUUACCUUCGCGCGAAGUAUGGCGAGCUCGUCGCCAAUCGUGGCAUUCAAGGCUGUUACAUGCAGACGGAGCUUGGCCACGGGACGGAUGUCGGGUCGCUCGAGACAACUGCUACAUACAUCCCCGAGACGAAGGAGUUCGAGAUCCACUCUCCUACGCUGACCAGCAGCAAAUGGUGGAUCGGCGCAUUGGGCAAGACGGCGACCCACGGCAUCGUGCAAGCGAAACUUAUCCUGCCUGGAGGGAAGGACAUGGGCCCUCAUAUGUUCUUCGUCCAACUCCGGUCGCUAAAGGAUCACACUUUGUUGCCCGGAAGGACCGUGGGCGAUAUAGGCCCGAAGGUGUUCGGUGGUUACAUCACGGUUGAUAACGGGUAUGCACGCUUCGAUCACGUCCGCAUCCCCAGGGAGUAUAUGCUCUCUGAGUACUCUCAAGUGACCGAAGAUGGUCAGUACGUCAAGCCACUACACGCGAAGCUGAGCUACGGUGGGAUGCUCUGGGUGCGCGCUGCUUUGGUAGGCAAGGGAGGCAUGUUCAUCGCAAAAGCUGCCACAAUUGCGAUACGGUAUUGCACUGUGCGCCGGCAGAGCAACAAAGGACCCGAUGGCCUCGAGCGUUCCGUCAUUUCGUACCCGUCGGUACACUAUAGGCUGCUCCCUGUGCUCGCGCACGCGUACGCCUUCCUCCUCCUCGGACGAGACCUCAACGAACGCGUGCGCAUAAUGGGCACGCAGCUCGCAGUCGGAGACGCAUCGAUGGUGCCUGAGAUGCACCUCACGUCCAGCGCGCUCAAAAUUCUUGUGACUUCCCUAGGUGUCCAGGACAUCGAGACUGUGAGGCGCGCCAUGGGCGGGCAUGGCUUUAGCGCGUACUCUGGACUCGGACGGUUGUACGCAGACUGGCUUCCGACGGCAACGUACGAGGGCGACAACUACGUGCUGGACAUGCAGGUCGUCCGCGGUGCGUUGAAGUCUCUGCGCAAUCUGCAGUCGUCCAAGUCCAAGAGCAGUGUCGUGUCUUCCCUGCCGCAGUCCUCGGCUUUUGUGCGCUUCAUCCUGCCAGAGUACGCCUCUGUUGCUGCUGCGCAGGCACUGAACUGGUCCGACCCUAAAAUAUCGAUUGUCCUCUUGGAGCGGCGCGCGGCGGCGAUGGUUCAGAACCGCGCAACGCACGAGAGAGAUCCGGAUGCGAGCAUGGACAACCGCGUGUCCCGCUCAGCGGCGGAGGCGUACUUUGGUGUGCGCAUCGGCGAAUUCAUUGAAGGUCUCGGGAAGACGCUCAAGCCACAUGAGGCGGAAAUUGUCGGGAAGAUGUUUACUUUGGGCUUGCUCACGCUCGUCGAGGGUGGCCUCGUUGAUAUCUUGGCGUUCGGGUUGUUACCAGCAUCUAAGGGCGAGGACCCGGCGCGGGGACUGCGGAUGGCGAUCAAGGAGCAUUGUGCUGCACUCCUGCCAGAGGUCAUCGGUCUGACGGACGCCUUCGGCUUCACCGACUGGCAGCUCGACAGUGCACUCGGUGUGUACGACGGGAAUGUAUAUGAAGGGAUGUGGAAGAAGGCUCAGACAGAACCGUUGAACGCCACUGAGGUCGUUGACGGCUACAAGGAGUACAUCAAGCCGAUGUUGGAGCGUGGUCAGCGGAUCGUGGCUUCUGCGUCGAAGGCAAAGCUGUAGACUGAAAUUAUAGAUUCCGGAGCAUGCUGAAUAUGUAGUUAGACUACACGAUCGUUCUCACCACUCAUGCGCGCCAAGUCUUGUUGGUCUGUUGUUAUACCAUGUUUUUCAGAAUCGUCCAA
Messenger RNA from Laetiporus sulphureus 93-53, 2453 nucleotides. Its product is annotated as acyl-CoA oxidase. Bases 289 to 2331 code for a protein of 680 amino acids. NCBI's taxonomy places the organism in Eukaryota, Fungi, Basidiomycota, Agaricomycetes, Polyporales, Laetiporaceae. Gene Ontology annotation, cellular component: peroxisome. Gene Ontology annotation, biological process: fatty acid beta-oxidation using acyl-CoA oxidase; lipid homeostasis. The record is from RefSeq and is a predicted model, not a curated record. The transcript has 14 exons. Gene Ontology annotation, molecular function: acyl-CoA oxidase activity; fatty acid binding; FAD binding.